Messenger RNA from Osmerus eperlanus (European smelt), 1380 nucleotides. Its product is annotated as coiled-coil domain-containing glutamate-rich protein 1. Lineage: Eukaryota; Metazoa; Chordata; Actinopteri; Osmeriformes; Osmeridae. The transcript has a single exon. The record is from RefSeq and is a predicted model, not a curated record. The coding region runs from base 427 to 1080 and encodes 217 amino acids.
CUGUCACACUUGUGAGACACAAGACAUUAUAAUAGGUAGGCUAUAUAGACAGACAGUAAACUAUCAAAUCUUUAAAGCAGGAAACACACCCUCUUAUUUAAAACAAUUUGGCUUAGCUGAACUCAUCCAGUUUUAAUAGUUUAAGUAAAACAACUAGGAGAAAAGGGUGUGACUGUCAGUGCUGACACUGUAGCUACAGUCGCGAGCAGUCAAGCUGCUGAGAGAGGCACACCACCAGGCUAUGUACUAUCUAAAGCCCGUGGUAAAGAAAAAGUCAGAGAGGAUAGUAAAAAGGUAGGCUUUUAGGAGUAUUCGUGUGGUGAACCACGAUAUACAAACCCCAAGAAAGCAUUAUUUAUUCCCUCGCUACUGUCUGCAGCAGAGAAGAUAAUGUGAAGAGCUUCAAAGAAAGCAAGCUGCAAGCCAAUGCUUUUCGAAGAAGAUAUGUGUGGCAAGGGCUUGUGCCAAUGGCCGGUCUAUAAUAAUGGACCUGCCGUCCUCAAAGACCAACUGAAGGAUGACUUAAAGAGGGACAGUAACCGUUGGUACAAGUGCGGAAGGAGACAAGGGUAUCGGGGGAAAAGAGGACGGAUCAGCGGACAUCCUCAGUUCCAAAGAAAAAAACGACCCCGUCCAUCAGGCUUGGUGAUGUCACUGCGUCCUGUCAACAUCAAAGGCAGAAGAGCACCAGGUAUGAGGGCCCCAAGAAACACUAACCAAUUUUUAAUGCACGAAAAAUACCAGAUGAUGCAUAUGCGUUCAGACUCCAUUGGCACUGAUAGUGGGUCGGACUGUGAAAUGGAUUUUACUGACAUGGAUUCAUAUCUUGGGGUGCUGGAGAACGCUAGGGGCGCACUGCUCGACAGUCCAGAUCUCUUUCCACAAGAUCCAAUCCGGUUCUUCCCUCGGCAAAUGGCAAAGCGCCAACAAUUUCCAUUCUUCACUUUUGGAGAGCUUUACCAAGAGGAGAGUAUGCAGUACUUUCCAUCUGAGGACGAUGUAAUACAAAGCGAAGAUUUCAUGCAAAAGGACUUCAUUGACUUUUGUGACACAUUUCGUGGGACCGAACACGUAGCCUAGUGGACCACGAUUGUCAAUUUGACAAUGUUUACAAUGUAGGCUACGUAUACAAAAAAACAUGUAUGGAACAAAGGUACUAUCGUCAAAUUAGACACAUUUGAAGCAUUCAAUAUCGUCCAUAUUUUCUAUUACUGCUAUGGACAUCUAAAGAGCUGUUGGUAAUGUCAUGCUACAUUGGAGGGCUGUGGUAGUAGGAGUGAGACCUAUCCGCCAAUCACAUUGAAGGGGAUUAUCCCUAUUGCUUAAUUCUGUCAUUGCCUUAACUGUACGACGAAAAAUAAAUGACCGAUUCAUUAUAAA